AUGGCUGGUAGUAGUGGUGGUGGUAGUAGUGGUGAUGGUAGUGGUGAUGGUAGUGGUGGUGGUAGUAGUGGUGAUGGUAGUAGUGGUAGUGGUGGUGGUAGUAGUAGUGGUGGUGGUAGUAGUGGUGAUGGUAGUGGUGGUAGUAGUGGUGGUAGUAGUGGUAGUGGUGGUGGUAGUGGUGGUAGUGGUAGUGGUAGUGGUGGUAGUAGUGGUGGUAGUAGUGGUGGUGGUAGUGGUAGUGGUGGUAGUGGUAGUGGUGGUGGUGGUGGUGGUAGUAGUGGUGGUAGUAGUGGUGGUAGUAGUGGUGGUGGUAGUAGUAGUAGUAGUGGUGGUGGUGGUGGUAGUAGUGGUGGUAGUAGUGGUGGUAGCAGUAGUAGUAGCAGUAGCAGUAGCAGUAGCAGUAGCAGUAGCAGUAGUAGUAGUAGUAGUGGUGGUGGUAGCAGUAGCAGUAGCAGUAGUAGUAGUAAUACUAUUCCACCACGAGCAAACAAUGAUUUUGGUGUAGCAUAA
Molecule: messenger RNA, 510 nt
Organism: Lodderomyces elongisporus
Lineage: Eukaryota; Fungi; Ascomycota; Pichiomycetes; Serinales; Debaryomycetaceae
Exons: 2
Coding region: 1-510 (169 amino acids)
Source: RefSeq, a predicted model, not a curated record